UCUACUUUCGGUUUUUCACAACUACAACCAUGAUUAUGAUUGCCAUUGCACCAACCAAAGUUCCUACUUGGGUGAAGUGAAACGCUCAGCAUCGCCAAACACGAACUGCAUAGGAAAUCAUACUUCCAGCUUUUGGGUUUUAGAUAAUUUUGUCAGUCUUACUACUUACUAACUUUAAAAAGUCUAAGACUGAGCCUUACUAUUCAGCCGGUAGUUCCUUGUUUGUGGUUCUAUCUGUGAAAUUGUUUGGUUCUAUCACUAUCGCAGUCACUACUCAAGUGGUUCCUUUGAUGUCAGGGCGAUAGUAAUUAAAGAGUCAAAGAUUUCAACAUUUGUGACCUGAACGAUAUUUCCUGUUCCUAGAUCAAGAUCUAUAAUCUAGAUUCUAGUCAUAGAGUCUAGUCAUGUCGAAUUUACAUUUCUUGAGAACACUGCAGUGUGUUUGUAAAAAAAGCAACUGGACAAAGAAACGUUUCUUGGGUUUGACUCCCAGGUUGAUGUACACACAUCUCAGUAAGAACAUUCAACAUUCAUCUGAGGAACAUAGUAAAUCUGCUCCUGAAAUAAAAAAUGACAAAGGUUUGCAGCACCAAGACCAAAGACACAGAAGCUUAGCAUCGGGCCCUGAUUUGAGCAGUUUUCUCCAAGAAGCUGUAGGUUCUGGUCUGAGUCCUCCAACAGAUAAUGUUGGCCUUGAUGAUUCAUACUUGGGUGCACACCUUUUCCAUGGUGACAAUCGCAGUGUUUUUAUCGAAACUUAUGGAUGUCAGAUGAAUGUAAAUGAUACUGAAAUUGCUUGGAGCAUCUUACAGCAGAAUGGGUUUACUAAAGCUUCAAGCAUAUCUGAGGCUGAUGUGGUUCUCGCCAUUACUUGUGCUAUCAGAGAAGGUGCAGAGAACAAGAUCUGGAAACGUUUGAAUUACUUCAAGUCUGUCAAGAAAAGGAGAAGUAAACACAGGCCUUUAAAAAUUGGCCUUUUAGGCUGCAUGGCUGAGAGGCUGAAGCAUAAAAUCCUGGAGCAGGACAAGAUGGUGGAUGUUGUUUGUGGACCAGACGCUUAUCGGGACCUGCCGCGUCUGCUCGCAGUGACGAGGUCCACAGAUCAGGCAGCAGUCAAUGUCCAGUUAUCUUUAGAAGAAACUUAUGCAGAUGUGGUGCCAGUGAGACUGAACUCAAACAGUCCCUCAGCAUUUGUGUCCAUAAUGCGAGGCUGUGACAACAUGUGUACCUACUGCAUCGUGCCUUUCACCCGCGGCAGAGAGCGCAGUCGGCCCAUUUCCUCCAUCUUAGAAGAAAUUCACAUCCUCUCUGAGCAGAAUGUGAAAGAUGUGACCCUUCUGGGGCAAAAUGUGAACAGCUACCGGGAUGUUUCCUCAGCUUAUGGAGAGGAUGAGGACAUGCCCACACAGCUGAGUGCAGGUUUCAAGACAGUCUAUAAGCCCAAAACAGGUGGGAGGAGAUUCGCAGAGCUACUCGAAGCUGUGUCAAAAGUUGACCCAGAAAUGAGGAUUCGGUUCACUUCACCUCAUCCCAAGGACUUUCCAGAUGAGGUGCUUCACACAAUCAUGGAGAGACCCAAUGUUUGUAAGCAGAUCCACCUUCCUGCCCAGAGCGGCAAUUCUGAGGUGCUCAAGGCCAUGGGGCGGGGCUACAGUCGGGAAGCUUACCUGGAGCUGGUAGAACGUGUCAGGGACAUAAUCCCAGGGGUGGGUUUGUCCAGUGACUUCAUAGCGGGUUUCUGCGGAGAAUCAGAGGCAGCCCACCAGGACACGCUGUCUUUGCUGGACAUUGUCAAGUACAACUUUGCCUUCUGUUUCCCUUACAGCAUGAGACAGAAAACCAGAGCCUACCACCGACUGCAGGAUGAUGUCCCCCAGGAGGUCAAGCUCCGCAGGAACACAGAGCUACAUGACAGAUAUCGCAAACAUGCCGAGGUCAGGCACAAGUCACAGAUAGGACAGCGGCAUCUCGUCUUGGUGGAAGGGGAAAGCAAGCGAUCUUCUUUGGAUCUGUCUGGUCGCAAUGAUGCCAACACCAAAGUUGUGUUUCCCAACCAGGCAUUGGCUGAUGUGACUGGAGCCGAUGUAGCCAGGACGUCUCAACCCGGUGACUACGUUGUAGUGGAGAUCACCUCGGGCAACUCCCUGGGCAUGAAGGGCACCGCCUUAUACCGCACCUCCCUGCAGCACCACCACCGCCAAGGACAACAGGAAACUCUCCAUUGCUCUCAAACAACGGUGUGAUUGUUUGUUUUAGCGCUGGUGAAAUGACAGCUUGAACUGCAUUCUUCCCAGGAAGUUGAAAUUGUUUCAGAAUUCUACCAAGUCUGCUUGUAAAGUGCAUAGAGCUUGCUUUUGAGCAGAAAUUAGCCCUAAACAAAUGCUAUUUAUUGUUAUUAUUAUUAGGAUACAGACUGGGAUCCUGACCGUUGUGUCAUUGUUCAACUGGUUUUCUUUUGCUUUGCUCUAGUUUUUGUAAAUGCUCAUUAUCACAUUUCGGUUUUAUUUUUGUUGAUGAACUCUGAAUAAUUUUCAGCUUUCUCCUCUGCGGUGUGUCUAAUUUUGACUGGCAGCAAUGCAAUAUAAAUAUAUGUAUUGAGUCCCAGAAUAAAUUUUAAGUUCAA
Messenger RNA from Aplysia californica (California sea hare), 2623 nucleotides. RefSeq names its product mitochondrial tRNA methylthiotransferase CDK5RAP1. Gene Ontology annotation, biological process: tRNA modification; negative regulation of cyclin-dependent protein serine/threonine kinase activity. Gene Ontology annotation, cellular component: cytosol; mitochondrion. The coding region runs from base 405 to 2243 and encodes 612 amino acids. The transcript is spliced from 13 exons. NCBI's taxonomy places the organism in Eukaryota, Metazoa, Mollusca, Gastropoda, Aplysiida, Aplysiidae. Gene Ontology annotation, molecular function: tRNA-2-methylthio-N(6)-dimethylallyladenosine(37) synthase activity; 4 iron, 4 sulfur cluster binding. The record is from RefSeq and is a predicted model, not a curated record.